CACGAACUCAUAUUUGCGACCCAGCCUCAGAGAACUAAAAAAGAACAUAAUAUGAGCCUUUAGCUACUCAGGGCCUCUACUCCCAUAUAUUUGUGAGCAGCAACCGGGUUUUCAAUCAGCCCUCCCUUAGGAAAGGGCAUCUCCACAACCCGCGCUUUCUUCUCUUCGACGUAACUACUUCCACAAUGGCGAUCUCAGCCAUGUCUUCCGAAGGUUCCUUAAGCUCGCGACUCAGUGCUCUGGUUCAGCGAGCGCGUGCAGUGAAACAGGAGACGUCUAUUGACCCGCCUCUCCAGAUUUCGGCGCUUCUAGAUGACAACGAAGCUAUCGUCGAGCGCAUAGAGCCUAGGGAUCUCCGCGAACUCACCGCCGAAAGCGCCGCCAAGAACAUCCUUUAUCCAAUCUUGAGCUCUGCUCGCAUCAAUGAUCCUUCCUUUGUCGAUGUUUGGAACCUUCUGGAUAUCGUUCAAGGUUGUGCAGACAGAGAUCUUUGCUCGAACCAGCUCGUACUGCUGCUUGCCGAGGAGGUACUGGACAGCUUGUCGAUUGCUGAUUGCCAUGUUGCGUUCAACUAUCUCGAGUCGCGGAGAGAGGCUAUUUUAUCUGGGGGCACUGGGACAACAGGAAGCAAAGAGAUGGUUAUCCUACGCACAUGCAAUGAGCUGCUGCGCCGUUUAUCGCGCGCAGAGGAUCCCGUUUUCUGCGGACGUGUAUAUGUGUUCCUCUUCCAGAGCUUCCCAUUGGGGCACAAGGGCUCCGUCAAUCUGCGAGGCGAGUUCCAUGUUGGUAAUGUGACGACCUUCGAAGAUUGGAUUGUGUCAGAGCAAACCGAUGAUCAGGUUAUGGAGGAUGCCUCCAACACUGAACAGGUUGAGAGCGUCAAGGGAGAAGUCAAAGCAGAAGAGACGAAACCAUCAGAACCUGAAAGCUCUGUUGAAAGGAAGCCAACUACGAAGGAUCUCGCUACGCUCUACCCUGUCUUCUGGUCGUUGCAGCACUCGUUCUCAAAUCCUCCGCAACUGUUCGACGAAGGAAAAUUUAAGCACUUUCAAGACGCGCUAGAAGCUACGCUCGCAAAGUUCAAAGAAGUUGACAAGGUCAUCCAGUCCGGAGAAUCGGCUCGCAAAGCAGGAUCUCCAACUACGGCGGACGAUAGCUAUGACGAAUUUGCCAAUGCUUUUAAUCCAAAGUAUCUUACUAGUCGUGAUCUGUUCAAGCUUGAGCUUAGCGAUGUCGCUUUCCAACGUCACGUCCUGGUUCAGGCCCUGAUCUUGAUCGAUUUCCUCUUGACGUUGACAGGAACGGCGAAGAGCAAGCCGCACUACGAGAACGCACAACAGUCGAUGAAAUACAACUUUACUCUGAGCGAUGAAAAUACUGAGUGGGCGUUGGGCAUCAAGAACGCCAUCGCAAAUUACCUGCAGGAUGGUCCGGAUGGCAAAUUCUAUUACCGAGUGGUUGAUACGGUACUUUCCCGCGACAAGAAUUGGGUUAGAUGGAAAAUGGACCGCUGCCAAUCAUUUACGCGCCAAAAAGUGCCAGCUAAGAUCUUUCUGGAAUCAAAGGGCGGAGCGAUAGCUGCGGUCACCAGCAAGAAAGACCGCAAGCCAGCAGGAGUACCACCGGCCUUGCGGUUCGUGGCUACUGCUGAGCCGGGAAAGGGGCUGGCACAGCUGAGACAGCGCGGAAAGUUCACCAAGCCAAGUCCGCAGGACUAUACUGUGCGGAUUGAAACGACCGACCAAGAGCCACCAACAGAGGAAGACGCGCGCGAACUAAACGAAAAGAUCACCAGCAGCACGUGGAGGGGUCUCCGCCUGGCUUCGCAAGACCAGCUGAGCUUAUUCGAUAGAUUCAACCAUGCAAAUGGCCUGAAGAGCCUCUUUCAGCCGGGCCAGACGCGAAUUGAGGACAAGGGUAGCGACCCACAGCCAGAGCAAAGUGUAGAGGAGCCGCGGGCCGAUCAACAGGGUAUUGUGGCUUGAGCUACCCCAGAUUACAGUUCACAUACACCAACAUGUCAGCGCAUGCUUGAUCCGAGCCACAGGCACCAGUCUGCGGAGAAAAUCGUGGGGCGACCACCCCAA
Paraphaeosphaeria sporulosa is the source of this 2087-nucleotide messenger RNA. RefSeq names its product nuclear matrix protein. Gene Ontology annotation, biological process: regulation of DNA-templated transcription elongation; mRNA export from nucleus. The transcript has 5 exons. The record is from RefSeq and is a predicted model, not a curated record. Gene Ontology annotation, cellular component: THO complex part of transcription export complex. Lineage: Eukaryota; Fungi; Ascomycota; Dothideomycetes; Pleosporales; Didymosphaeriaceae. The coding region runs from base 186 to 1985 and encodes 599 amino acids.